Messenger RNA from Oppiella nova, 270 nucleotides. Lineage: Eukaryota; Metazoa; Arthropoda; Arachnida; Sarcoptiformes; Oppiidae. The record is from the annotation of a GenBank genome assembly.
AUGGCUGUCGGUCUGACGGCACUGACCCUCGGAAGUGAGAAAAAGAGUGGUCUAAUGGACAGAUCACUUGUGGCCGGUCUAAGACUACACGAGAUACUCACCGCACAGAUUGCACUUCAGUUUCUCAUCAUAAUCCUGCAGACAAUCAUUCUAAUGAUAGUUACGUUUUUGGUGUUUGAAUUGCCAAACAAUGGCAACAAUUUGUAUACACUUUUGAUUAUUUUGCUUCAGGGAAUAUGCGGAAUGCCUAGUGGUGGCUUCUAUAUCUAG